AGGUUCCUUCAGCCCAGGGAACAGGCAGACAGCGAACAUGCAGACAGGGAGAGGAGCUGGACAGCUGGCUGGAUGGAUGGAUAGAUGGAUGUCAGACAGAGAAGAGGCGUGGGAGAGAGUCAGUCAGACAGACAGAGAGAGACAGAAAGCCCUGUCGCUUUCUCUUACCAUGGCAAGACAGCAUCUCUCGUUCUUUCAUUCUCCUCCUUGUCUCUUUGUGGAUUUUUAAACAGCAGACAAGAUGUCAGCCUGCACUAUGAGUCACGUCGACUUUUCUUUGACAAGGGGCUGUUGUUCGCCACGCAGGUGGAGGCCACCAGACAGAGCAGCUGUGGCGAAUCGUUGGCUGUGUGAUCCCCCAGGAGCAUGAGUCAUGACCUCAGUGGUGCUGGUCGACACUGGCGGGACAGUGGUGGAGUAUGUCGCAGCUGAAGAGGACCCCCAGCAGCAGGAGGGAGAGUGUGACGUGGAUCUGGAGCUGGAAGGAGAGGUGGAAGGCGAGUGCGAAGCUGAGGAGGCUUAUGAAGAGGUUCAAGACAGAGGGGAGGCCGAGGACUACCCAGCAGUCAUAGUGGAGGAGGUACCUGGUGCCAGCCUGAUCGAGGGGCAAGGUUACUCAGCCCAGGUUUUGGUGUGUGAUGACGAGGCGUACCUGAUGCAGGAAGUGGGCGAUGAGCAGGAAGUGGAGACAGAAGGGGAGGCAGUGGAGGCUUCUGUCCAUGGCACCAGUGUCCACUGCUCUGACAAGACCAUUGAGGCUGCAGAGGCUCUGCUACAUAUGGAUUCACCUUCCAGCCUGAGAGAGGACCGGAGCCCAGAAGCUUUUGUCCCGCCGUGCGUAGCUACGCCAGACUUCCUCCACGCUGCCAUGCGUCCGGACAUGAUUACAGAGACAGAGGUGGAAAUAUCGACAGAGGACUGCUGCGAGGAGGAAGACGAGGAGAUGGUCACUCUGCUGGAGGAUCCAGAACCAGAACCUGACCAUGAGCCUGUCAGGAAGAGGAGAGCUGGACGAAAACCAAAGACACAUCAGUCCGCUAUUUCCAACGGCUCCCCAGACCUCGGCAUUAAGAAGAAACCCAGAGAGGGCAAAGCAGGGAGCACCACCUACCUAUGGGAGUUCCUGCUGGACCUCCUCCAGGACAAGAACACCUGUCCCAGGUACAUCAAGUGGACUCAGAGGGAGAAGGGCAUCUUCAAGCUGGUCGACUCAAAGGCCGUGUCCAAGCUGUGGGGCAAGCACAAGAACAAGCCAGACAUGAACUAUGAGACCAUGGGACGGGCACUCAGAUAUUACUACCAGCGCGGCAUCCUUGCCAAAGUAGAGGGCCAGCGGCUGGUUUACCAGUUCAAAGAGAUGCCCAAAAACAUUGUCAUCAUCGACGACGACAAGGCAGACAUGGCCGCCCCUGACGACCUGAUCGGCUCAGACGCGUCCUAUGAGCGUGUGCCGCCACCCCCAGACAUGCUGCUCCAGGCGACCGAGAUAUCGUCCUCCAAGAAACCCAACAUCCUGCGGGGAGGGAACAGAGCCAACGUGGUCCAGGCUCCUCUCGCUACAGGGAGUAAGACGGUGGCAGGGGGUGGCGCGGUGGCGGCAGGAGUUCCACGAAUAGUGGCGGUUUCUGCAGCACCAGAUGGCAGUCAGACCCAGCAGUCCCACACAGCUAUCAUCCCUAACGCCACCGGGCCCAGGACGGUGAGGGUGGCUAUGCAGGUACCCGUAGUCAUGACAACAUCACUGGGUCAGAAGAUCUCUACGGUCGCUGUUCAGCAGCCGGCAGGAACAACGGGGGCAGCCGGGCACACCACCCUCCUCACCAACACUUCUGCUAUCGGUGCUGCUGCUGGUAGCACCAACUCGCAACAGAAGGUUGUGAUCCAAACCAUCCCCACCAUGGUCCCAGCCACAGCGGAGAACGGAGACAAGAUCACCGUCCAGCUGGCUAAGAUCAUCACAAUCCCAGCCCACCAGUUAGCUCAGUGUCAGCUCCAGACCCCCAGCGGCACAAACAAGCCCAGUGUCGGAGCUUCCCCGGCGGGCAUCAGCCUCCUCGGGAGCCCCCUUACAGUCCGGACCCUGGCUCCAGUCAGCGUCGCCCCGGGAACGCAAGUGAUGCGACUCACCGUGCCGACGCAGGCGCAACAACAGACUCUGGUAGUUUCGCAGCCGGGAAACAUCGGCAGCGGGGCAGGGGUGGUAACGGUAUCAACAGCCAAUCAGACGAUGACGGCACAACCCCGCAUCAUUAGUGGUGUCAUUAAUGGCUCGGAGCUGGUUAUAGGAGCGCCAGCCAGCGGAGGAGUCGCAGUGGACAAGCUGAAGGCUACGGGAGUUCAGGUCCAAGCCGUGCAGGUACCGGUGGCAGUCCAACAGAACCAGGCGAGCCCCAAAACUGUCCAAAACAUCCAGUCGGAGGCCGUGGACGCUGAGGUGGUAAUCAAACUGGAAACCCCCAAUGUGACGAUAAAAACAGAGGAGCCGGAGUGUUGAAAGGUCUCUCUGCAGGAGAGGGUUAGCUUGUACAUGUCUGAAGUCAUUUUUACUCUUGUAAUAACCAGCAGCAGUCUGUGAGACUUUAAAGACUCCUGAUGACCCGUUUUUAGUCCUCACCCUGUCUUCACGGUCUCCCUGUUGUUGCCUAGGACUUAAACCGAACUAAGCAGGUCUCCCUCACAAGCACACUGAAACCUCUCAGUGUUGUGUUCGGAGCUCAGACUGCACCCCCCCCCCCCCCAGCAUAGGAAUACUCGCAGACUUCAAAGGGAGUUGUUGGGAAAGGUGACGGGACCAACCUUCAUCACUACAAUUUAUGCCUUCUAAAUGGAUCGCCAUCACUGACGCAAAUCGGGAAAACCUUGAAAAUAUAUAUACAUAUAUAUAUACACAAAAAGCUGAAACACUACAAAUUGAGGCAAAUAAUUACAACCAACCAAAAUGUGAACUGUUGAAUAAAACAAACAAACAAAGCGUUGAGGUGUAAAGAAACUUUUUUAGACAGCAUUUUUCCAGUUUUGCCUCGAUGGUAAACCCAGCAACUUAUUAUUAUUAUUUGUUUUUGGUUUUUUUUUUACUAAUAUCACUGUGCAGAUCAAGUGUGGGUGGUGCUAUGACAGAGAGAGAGAAAGAGAGAGAGAGAGAGAGAGAGAGAGAGAGAGAGGAGUUAAAAGAAGGAACGAUAUCGGACAGAAAAUGGUUGUGUAUGUACAUAUUUAUAUAUAUCUCUACUAUACAGUUUAUGGAGCUAAAGUAAACAGAACAGCCUUAGAUUUUAAUUUGAAUUUUUUUUUUUCAUGUAUUGUCUGAACAGUAAGCUGAUAUUUGUUUUUGUGUUUUGAUACCUUGUACCAAGCACAGUAUUAAUGAAACUAGGGGAUCUAAUAUUUGUUUUAUCAUUAGUUCCUCUGUCUCCAUCAGGCUGUUAAUACUCACAUAGAGAAACAGUAACUGCAGUGUGUCUUCCAGCAUCUAGGAAAAUCCCAGAGCUUGAAUUUCACAUUUAUUUGAUAGGAGGAUCUUGGCUAUUUUUUUUUUUUUUUGGUUUUGUUUUUGCUCUCCUCUUCACAACCCUGCACAGUGUGGCUGCAUGGAAAUGCAAAGAAUGUGACCCAGAGUCGGUGCAUGCUGCCAUGUCUCGGAAAGAAAAGAAUCCAAAUAGUAAAAGCAAUGUCUGUAAACCCAGAGAUCCCAAACGAAAUCAAGCAGUUUUUUUUUUAAAGAGAGGCAUUGAAAAUCAGAUUUAUGCAAAAUGGCUGCAAAAAAUAUCAAACCACUGUGGAUCCCAGGUCACUUUACUGAACCCCUAAAAACAGUUUGCCAGAAUAGUCUGUGCCAUUUUGGCCCUACAUUUCAUUACUUUAUUUUAUUUUUAUCUAAAAAGAGGGAUGAUAGAGAGAAAGAUGUUUGUGUUCAGACUGAACUGUUUGUAUAUUCAACAUUUGAAGUAUAUUCUAUUUUGUUGUACUCUUGUUUCAAAGUGUAUUAAAGUAGAUUUUACUGAAAUAUAAAAAGACAUUUGUUAAGUUUCA
This is a messenger RNA of Toxotes jaculatrix (banded archerfish), 4029 nucleotides long. It is a transcript of the gene elf2b, whose product is annotated as E74-like factor 2b (ets domain transcription factor). The record is from RefSeq and is a predicted model, not a curated record. The transcript is spliced from 10 exons. NCBI's taxonomy places the organism in Eukaryota, Metazoa, Chordata, Actinopteri, Toxotidae. Gene Ontology annotation, biological process: cell differentiation; regulation of transcription by RNA polymerase II. Bases 374 to 2494 code for a protein of 706 amino acids. Gene Ontology annotation, molecular function: sequence-specific DNA binding; DNA-binding transcription factor activity, RNA polymerase II-specific. Gene Ontology annotation, cellular component: nucleus.